AUGUUUCUCUCCCGGAGUCUCCUGCUGGCGUUCCUGUUCUCCGCCCUCACGUUGUCGCACGGUGCUGAGCCCGGAGCUCCUCACGGUAAGAGGAGACAGAGCUCAGCGGGCGGCAGUAACGCCCUGCAGCACCCCCUGCAGGGGCCCCAGGGCCGACACUACAGCAGGGAGCGCGGCGGGCACCGGGGCCAGGGGGCCCGCGCCGGCAAAGGUGGAGCUGGUUUGCUGUCCCACAGACCGCUGCACCCCCUGGCCCGGCCCGAGGAUGACGGGACAGGCCUGGAGAGUUUGGGCCCGGUGAGGCUGGAGAUGGGCCCCGGCAGGGACAGAGCCAGGAUGAGUGGGAAGAGUCAGGCGCAGAGCCGGGACAACCAGCUGCUGGGGACACGCAAAGGAAGGGGACAUGGACAUGGCAAUGGUCACGGACACCACUUUGAGCACAGGAGACAAGGGAGUCGGCGGGACAAAGAGCGGCAUGGCAAAGGAUUUCUCCCGGAGCCUGAGCUGAGGUCUGCGUUUAAGGACAGGGAUCUGUUGGAGGACCCUCCCUCCUUCUCCUCUGUUGCCUCCCCCUCCCUCAGCAUGACCCCGCCCGAUGAAACCCCCUCCCCCAUCGCCGCUGUCUUUGGCUCUGGCUCCUCCAUGGUUACCACGGUGAUGAACGAGCAUCCCCCAACGCUGCCCCCAGCCUCCACCAAACCCCAGCGGUCUGGAAAGGGUAAAGGAGAGGGAGAUGUGAUGCCAACGCUGGACAUGGCGCUCUUUGAUUGGACAGACUAUGAGGACAUGAAGCCUGUGGACAUCUGGCCCGCCUCCAGGAAGAAAGACAAGAGGCGGAGUAAGAACCUCAGCAGUGGGAAUGUGACUGUGGACGCUGACACCAUCGAGCCGUGUGAUCAUCACCUGGACUGUCUGCCAGGUUGGUGUUGUGACUUGAGACAACAUGAGUGCCAACCUCACAACAGAGGCCUCAACAACAAAUGCUACGAUGACUGCAUGUGUGAGGAUGGGUUUCGCUGUUAUGCUAAAUUCCACCGGAAGCGGCGUGUGACUCGAAGAAAGGGGCGCUGCGUGGUGCCGGAGUCCGUCAGCAGCGACCAGGGUGGCUUCAUCACCAUCUGAGGAGGACGAGGACGAGGAGGACGAGAUGGAGGGAAUUGAGGGAGGAAGAUCCGAAUUUUUUUUUCCCAUAAACACUCUGACGCAGGAGCUAAGACAACUGCUGAAAGGUGAUGGGUCGCUGUUUUUUUUAAUUGAUUCCACAAUAUAAAUUACAACACUUGGUCAUUUUAUACAAAAAAACAAGGAACUGGAAAAAUAUUGCAUUUUGGUUGGGCCACAUCUUUUAUCCAGCAAUCCCCCACCUUUAAGCAUGUUUUAAGUUUCAGUGUUAGUUAUUAUUAGGGCUGUGCAGUAUAAAUAUUGAUAUUGUCCUAAAUUUACAAAACAAUUAUUCAUAUUGCCCAGCCCUUACUCAAAAAUCACUACUUUCUUUUCAAAGAUUUGUUUUUCACGAUGACACAUUUUUGUAUUUGUUCAAAUCUGGUGGAAAAGUUCAACUCGGCUAGAAACACACCACUGAGUGAAAUCUGUCAACAUCUCAUAGUUUAUGCGUGGAUAUUCACAUCAUAUAAUAUUUGAUGAGUUCUUCUCCUGCGGCUGCUUGUCCUUCUGAUCUGAGUCAAACAAUGUUUACAAAUCCUUUUUUAUUAUUACAUUUCUGUGCUCGGAGUCCUAAACAGAUGGCUUUUAUUACUUCAGGAUGAUUCAAAUUCAGUCAAGUAAGCUGUCACUCAAACUAAUAAUGCUUGAAUCACCGUUUGGGUUUCUGUGUGAACUCUCUGCUACAUUUGUUUUCUUUCUUGUCUCACAUGCUGAAAAUGAUUUGCAAACGCUAUUUGAACCCAGUCUGCUGUCCUGUUUUGUAAAUAACAAAGUGUUUGAAUAACUUUUUUUGUUAACUUGAUACCACUUCUCUUCAAAUGUACGUAACGGUAGAACGAUAAACAAAGACCCUGGUUUGACCUUCCUUUUACAUGUCUUAAUAUAUGUUUUAUUUAUACUGUACUUAAACACAUGUUUGUCCAGAUGUUGUGUUUGUCCGUCUUUUUUGGUUUUCAUGAUUAAACAAUUACUAGGAUAAACA
Messenger RNA from Gymnodraco acuticeps, 2146 nucleotides. RefSeq names its product dorsal inhibitory axon guidance protein (gene draxin). Lineage: Eukaryota; Metazoa; Chordata; Actinopteri; Perciformes; Bathydraconidae. The record is from RefSeq and is a predicted model, not a curated record. Gene Ontology annotation, cellular component: extracellular region. Bases 1 to 1122 code for a protein of 373 amino acids. The transcript has 6 exons. Gene Ontology annotation, biological process: Wnt signaling pathway; axon guidance.